Molecule: messenger RNA, 909 nt
Organism: Anopheles maculipalpis
Lineage: Eukaryota; Metazoa; Arthropoda; Insecta; Diptera; Culicidae
Gene: Taf9
Product: transcription initiation factor TFIID subunit 9
Exons: 4
Coding region: 59-871 (270 amino acids)
Biological process (GO): RNA polymerase II preinitiation complex assembly; DNA-templated transcription initiation
Cellular component (GO): transcription factor TFIID complex; SAGA complex
Molecular function (GO): protein heterodimerization activity; RNA polymerase II general transcription initiation factor activity; transcription coactivator activity
Source: RefSeq, a predicted model, not a curated record
GCUCUUAGUCGUGUUUGUUGAUGCUUUGGUCGCACUCUGCGGAUUGUUUUGCUCCACCAUGGAUCUUCAAAGUACCGAUCGAGAGAAAGGCGAAAAGGUGAAGAUAGUCAAUCAGGUAAAGCAUAUACCGAAAGAUGCCCAAGUUGUGAUGUCGAUCCUGAAAGAGCUCGGUGCUACCGAUUACGAGCCACGGGUCAUUAACCAGCUGCUGGAAUUUACCUACCGAUACGUAACAUGCAUUCUGGACGAUGCGAAAAUAUACGCCAAUCAUGCACGGAAAAAGGUGAUCGAGCUGGAUGAUGUGAAGCUGGCCACACAAAUGAUUUUGGAUAAAGCAUUUACAAGGCCUCCGCCGCGGGAUGUUUUGCUCGAGAUAGCGCGUGUGCGCAAUGCUACACCGCUGCCACUAAUUAAAACCCAUUGUGGUUUGCGUCUGCCGCCAGAUCGUUACUGCCUGUCCGCGUGUAACUACAAGCUUCGUGCCGCACAGCAACCCAAGCGCAUGAACAAAUCCGCACUCGAUGGGCGAUCAUCUCUCAAGUCGGCCAAAGCAGCGGCCGGCGGAGCAGACGGUGGAGGCGUUAAGCGGCCAUCCGUGCAGUCCACCCCGAAGACGCAGGUAGUUAGCAUUCCGAAACCGGUGUUUAAGUUUAGCACGGCACCGAAAACAACACCGACGACGACAACGAAAGCAGCCAAAACGGCGGUCACAUCAGUUGGGUUGGGUGGAAGCAACGGUUCGUCCGCCGGUACCGCCGCAGGUGUUGCUGGUGCAGUGGAAAUUAAAAUGGAAACGGACGACCAGUUCGGAGAGGUGAACAACGGCAACAAACGCAAGCGGGAAGAAGAUGACUUUGAAAUAGUGGAAUAAUUUAAUAGUCUUUUACAAUAAACACUCCAGUGUGACUG